AUGCAUUAGUAACCUAGACUAUCUCCAGUUUCAUCCAGUCCGUUGCAUCAAAAUUAAAUCAUAACCUGUAACACAAUUAAUUAAGUUAAGAACAAAUAAACAGAUAAUAAUGCUACCAAUAGACAACAUCCAAUUCCAAAUAGCCAUAAGCCAAAAAUAAAAUCUGUAUAUGUCUCAUUCAUCUCAUUAGUUUGGGAUCCCCAACAGCAAUUAAAAGAGAGAGAUGCUAUAAUUAAAUAGCAAUUAAUCACUAAAGGAGUGAAAUCACAACUACAAAGUGAUGGACAAAGUAAAUCAAGCAGCAUUCAAAUUUCAUAAACCAAUUAAAAUACUUGUUCAAAUGCCAAUCUAUUAUAAUGCACAUCUUACAUUGAUGAAGCACUAAAAAGUCAGAGAGAAGAAUUCUUAAAAUUAAUUGAGCAAUAAAAUAAAUAAAUUGAAAUUCUGCAUCAAUAAUAAUAAAUUAUAAUGCAUCAAGAGAGAAAGAAAGAGCAAGAUUAUGAAACAUAAUUAUGUUAAAUUAAAAAUUAAUUAAAAUAGUAAAUUAAUAGUAAAUGUAAUGAAAUUUUCAAUAAAAUUUAAAAAUAAUAAUAGUCUGAUUUUAAGCAUGUGGAGGCAGAAAUUGCCAAACUUACUUAAUAAAUUAAUUAAUUCUCGAAUCUAACAAAAGUUCAACUAUCUUCCAGCGGAAAAGAGAAUUAAUAAUAAGAACAUUAAGAUAAAUUGGAAUAUAAUAAUAAUUCUAUUAUAAACUCGGAUCUAUACAUCAAAAAAUUUAGUUAUGAAUCCAUCAAUCAAAAAACUAAUGAUCUUAAAUUGCCUGAGCAGAUUAGUAUUCUUUUGAAUUCAAACAAUUAAUCAAAUAGUGAAAUACAAGAAAUAGAAAUCCUUUAAUCUGAACUAACCUUAUUAAAUGCAUCAAAUCAAAUUAGAAAAGAUCUUAAUCAUGAAAAUAUGCCAUCUUCAUUAAAAACAAUAAUCACAAAAAGAAAGGAUUAUUAGAGUUUCGAAAAAUAAGAUUCUCCAUUUAAAAAUCUCAAUGAAUAAGAUAUGCUAGAUAGUCUGGAUGACAUUGUUAUUCAAGAUUCCGGUUAACAACAAUCAAAUAAAAAGGAAUUUAAUCUUCUUAAAUCCUAGGGAAUGUCUGUCAUACAGGAAGAUGAAGAUGAUGACGAAGAGUUAAUCUACCAAAUAGAUGAAAAUGGAUUCAUACUCACUCAAGAUGGACAUCCAUUAAUUGAUGAGAAAGGGAAAAGAAUUCAACUUACCAAAUAAGAAAUGCAAUUCUAUAAGGUUUAAACGCUUAAUUGA
Messenger RNA from Paramecium tetraurelia, 1311 nucleotides. RefSeq lists its product as uncharacterized. The transcript has 2 exons. The record is from RefSeq and is a predicted model, not a curated record. Lineage: Eukaryota; Ciliophora; Oligohymenophorea; Peniculida; Parameciidae.